UUUUUGGUAAUGUCCCUGCCUUUUUAGCACAUGAGCGCUCCGAGAUUCUUAGGCUCCUCCGGGAUGAAGCUCUCACCAUCGCUCCGGGUCGAAGCAUCUUUCCACCCAUACCCACCUCAAUGCCGCCCACACAGUUAGCACGAGCGCUUCCUAGAACGUCCCGAACAGCCUCAUCUCGCGGCGCAGAGGGAUUCAGGCAGAGAUGUUGCUACCAUUCUUCCCAGUAUAGCCAACCCCCGCCCUUUGCCCCGGCCGAGUCCGCAAUCCUCUCCGCUGCGAUGUCCCAUGUACCCAAUGUCGGUUUCACAAUAGACGCGCUGAAGCUGGGAGCUCGCGACGCCAAUUAUCUAGAUGCUUCCACAAACUUGUUCCCCCGCGGGGUCUUUGAUCUUGUCAAUUACCAUCUUGUGACGCAACGGCUGGCUCUGAAAGACACAGUGCAAUUCCCACCCGAAGGUGAGAAUGGAAAGAAGUUGGGAAUUGGAUCCAAAAUCAGGACGCUAGCAUUGGCGAGGUUGCGGGCCAACGAGCCUGUCAUAGACAAAUGGCAGGAGGCGCUCGCUAUCAUGGCCCAACCUUCCUUCAUCCCUCCCUCCCUUGCCGAACUAGCGCGACUAGCCGAUGAGAUAUGGUACCUUGCAGGAGACAAGAGCGUGGAUGGUAGCUGGUAUACCAAACGAGCAAGCUUUUCGGCCAUUUACUCGUCCACGGAAGUGUUUAUGACGCAGGACAAAUCCAAAGACUUUAGGGAAACAGAGCAAUUCCUCGAUGCGAGGCUAGCUGAUAGCAUGAAGUUGGGGAGCACAUUCGGUGCGUUGAGCGCGUGGACUGAUUAUACGGCUCAUUCUGCCGUAAACGUUCUCCGGAGCAAAGGCGUGCGUAUCUGA
This is a messenger RNA of Periconia digitata, 887 nucleotides long. The record is from the annotation of a GenBank genome assembly. Lineage: Eukaryota; Fungi; Ascomycota; Dothideomycetes; Pleosporales; Periconiaceae.